CGUGAAGUGGGUCAUAUGAGUCCGUGCUAAGUCAGUACUGUAAGUACACGUGCCACGAGUGUACUCAUUUGGUACCAACAAUCAUCCAUUGAAAAUUUGUAAUCGCUUAUCACGAAGUGUCGUUGUGUCUUUCCAUCACGAUCUAAUUCGAGUCUUCGAUCGAAACCGAUUGACAACGGAUCUUUCUUCUUCCUCUUCAUCAGAAUUAUGUGGCCGAAGUUAUUCAACAUUCUUCUCGUGUUCUUCGCGAUGCAGGCGAUCUGUAACGCUAAGCCAUACAACGAAGGCACUAAAAUAGAUCUGCCCCAUUUUCCAUUGUCGGUCCGUGAUCCAGAGACCGGAAUUGAGUACAACGGAACGUUUGUCAGUUUGAAACAAAAUGGUUCACCUUCUGUAUUAAUGUACAAAGAUUUGCCGUGCCGCUGUGAAAAUUUCAAGUGUACGUGUUGCUUAAACAUUCAAAUGGUGCAUCAGAAUUGGAACGUGUGUUUAAAUGCAGCACUUCACCCUGAAGAUCCGAUACUCUUACUUUCAUUGACCGUAAACAACGACGUGGUCCUAGAAUACAACGUAUUCUUGGAUACAUCGACUUAUUGCGUUCGAAUUUUUGAUUGGAAUUUCUUACAACUUUGCAUCGGUGUCAAAGAUAUUCAUUUUGACGGAAGAAAUUUGCAUUUCUGCCCCGAAGUGCAUAUGAAAAUUUUCAACCUUCCCGAAAUAUCACUGUUUUAUAAAUGCGUCAACAUUAACGCGGGCGGAAUUUCUAUAGAAAGCUUUCUGCUGAAAUAUAAUCGAACCAUCCCUCAGAUAGAACAUCAAGCUAACGAAAUGGAAAUGCACAACAAGGUGCAUAUCGAAUAGCAACACUACUCU
Molecule: messenger RNA, 873 nt
Organism: Eufriesea mexicana
Lineage: Eukaryota; Metazoa; Arthropoda; Insecta; Hymenoptera; Apidae
Exons: 4
Coding region: 208-861 (217 amino acids)
Source: RefSeq, a predicted model, not a curated record